This is a messenger RNA of Lates calcarifer (barramundi perch), 4667 nucleotides long. RefSeq names its product discoidin domain receptor tyrosine kinase 2a (gene ddr2a). The record is from RefSeq and is a predicted model, not a curated record. NCBI's taxonomy places the organism in Eukaryota, Metazoa, Chordata, Actinopteri, Centropomidae. The coding region runs from base 211 to 2913 and encodes 900 amino acids. The transcript is spliced from 16 exons. Gene Ontology annotation, molecular function: protein tyrosine kinase collagen receptor activity; ATP binding; collagen binding. Gene Ontology annotation, cellular component: signaling receptor complex; membrane. Gene Ontology annotation, biological process: protein phosphorylation; positive regulation of kinase activity; cell surface receptor protein tyrosine kinase signaling pathway.
AGGGGUGUCUUACAUCAGCCCAGUGAGUCCUGGUGGAGGCGACUGACGGACAGGGAGUUAGCUAGCGAGCAAGAGAGAGAAGGGCUCGGGUUGUGACAUCCAGCCGUCUGACUCUCACUGGAAUUAUCUAAAACUAUCUCUGAACAAAUGGUCUGAAAGGAAAAAAAACAUCUUAGAAAUCGGAAGCCUGUCUCUGUGCAUGUGUUUGGGAUGAAGCACCUGUGGGACAUUCACUUCCUCCUGCUCAUCCUCCUCUACCUGAUAGGAACCGUCAUGUCACAGGUCAACCCAGGUAUGAGCCACAGUGUGUGUCGGUAUCCUCUGGGCAUGUCAGGAGGGCAGAUACAGGACGAAGACAUCUCUGCUUCCAGCCAGUGGUCCGAAUCCACUGCUGCUAGAUAUGGCAGGUUGGACUUUGAGGAGGGCGAUGGCGCGUGGUGUCCAGAGAUAACAGUCGAACCAGACAGCCUGAAGGAGUUCCUCCAGAUUGACCUGCGUUCGCUUCACUUCAUCACCCUUGUGGGCACCCAGGGUCGACACGCGGGAGGCAUCGGUAAUGAAUUUGCCCAGAUGUACAAGAUUAAGUACAGCCGUGAUGGAAGCCGCUGGAUAUCGUGGAGAAACAGGCAGGGCAAGCAGGUGAUUGAAGGAAACAGAAACGCCUAUGACAUAGUACUGAAGGACCUCGAGCCGCCCAUCAUCGCUCGCUUUGUCCGCUUCAUGCCCGUCACAGACCACUCCAUGAACGUCUGCAUGAGAGUGGAGCUCUACGGCUGUGAAUGGCUGGAUGGUCUCGUGUCAUACAACGCUCCAGCAGGAGAACAGAUGACCUUGCCUGCUCACCCUGUUUAUCUCAACGACUCCGUCUAUGAUGGAGCUGUCAUCUACAGUAUGACAGAGGGCUUGGGCCAGCUGACUGAUGGUGUGUGUGGUCUGGACGAUUUCACACACAGUCACGUCUACAAUGUAUGGCCUGGGUAUGACUACGUGGGCUGGAACAAUGAAAGUUUCCCCAGUGGAUAUGUGGAAAUCAUGUUUGAGUUUGACCGCACACGAAACUUUACCACCAUGAAGGUCCACUGCAACAACAUGUUUUCCCGGCACGUCAAGGCUUUCCGCCAGGUGGUGUGUUACUUCCGCUCUGAAUCAGACUGGGAGGCCACGCCGCUCUCCUUCAGCCCUGUGGUGGACGAGAAGAAUCCCAGCGCUCGCUUCGUCACCGUCAACCUGGCCAAUCACAUGGCCAGUGCCAUCAAAUGCCAGUUCUACUUUGCUGAUGCCUGGAUGUUGUUCAGUGAGAUCACCUUCCAGUCAGACACAGCCAUGUACAACACAAGUCUGGCUCCACCCAAGACAGGACUGCCACCUAACACACAACCAGAAGAUGAUCCCACCCACAAAGUAGAUGACAGCAACACCCGAAUUUUGAUUGGUUGUUUAGUGGCCAUCAUCUUCAUCCUUGUGGCCAUCAUUGUCAUCAUCUUGUGGAGGCAGGUGUGGCAGAAGAUGCUGGAGAAGGCUUCUCGACGGAUGCUGGAUGAUGAACUAACUGCUAGUUUGUCAAUACAGAGCGAGACGUUCGCCUACAACCACAACCACAACCAGUCGAGUACAACCAGCGAACAGGAGUCUAGCUCCACCUAUGAGCGCAUCUUCCCCCUCGGCCCAGACUACCAGGAGCCAUCACGCCUCAUAUGUAAGCUGCCGGAGUUUGCGCAGAGCUCAGAGGAGCCUGGUAGGUGGACACACAAGUCUGCUAACACAUACACAUGUCAUAAUAAACAUACGCAGCAACUUGUGGACAUUCCUAGUUACAGUGUCACAUAUUGUGUUCCAGCUUCUACCAGCACAGCAGCAUCUAAAUCCACGACAACUACUGUAGUCCAAGAUGGCGUCCCUCACUACGCAGAGGCAGACAUUGUAAACCUGCAAGGUGUGACUGGAAGCAACACAUAUGCCAUCCCUGCAGUGACUAUGGACCUACUGUCGGGGAAGGAUGUUGCAGUGGAGGAGUUCCCGCGAAAACUGCUCACUUUCAAAGAGAAGCUGGGAGAGGGCCAGUUUGGAGAAGUGCACCUGUGUGAAGCAGAGGGAAUGCAGGAGUUUAUGAAUAAGGAGUUUUUAUUUGACAUCCCUGAGGAGCUGCCAGUUUUGGUGGCUGUGAAGAUGCUCCGUUCAGAUGCCAAUAAAAAUGCCAGGAAUGACUUCCUGAAAGAGAUAAAGAUCAUGUCGCGUCUCAAGGACCCUAACAUCAUCCGCCUCCUGGCUGUGUGCAUCUACAGCGACCCGCUCUGCAUGAUCACAGAGUACAUGGAGAACGGAGAUCUCAAUCAGUUUCUGUCUCGUCACGAACCUGAGGGACAGCUCGCUCUGCUCAGCAACGCGCCUACAGUCAGCUUCAAUAAUCUGUGCUACAUGGCCACUCAGAUAGCAUCAGGGAUGAAGUACCUCUCCUCUCUAAACUUUGUUCAUCGAGACUUGGCCACGCGAAAUUGCCUUGUGGGCAAGAAGUACACAAUAAAGAUAGCUGACUUUGGCAUGAGCAGAAACCUGUACAGUGGUGACUACUACCGCAUACAAGGCAGAGCUGUGCUGCCUAUACGCUGGAUGUCAUGGGAAAGCAUCCUGCUGGGUAAAUUCACCACAGCUAGCGAUGUGUGGGCCUUCGGGGUGACCCUGUGGGAGAUACUAAACUUCUGCAAAGAGCAACCCUACUCUCAGCUCACUGAUGAGCAGGUGAUAGAGAACACAGGGGAGUUUUUCAGGGACCAGAAAAGACAGAUCUACUUGCCUCAGCCAGUGCUGUGUCCAGAUUCACUCUACAAGAUCAUGCUGAGCUGCUGGAGGAGGAACACAAAAGAGCGGCCCUCUUUCCAGGAAAUACACAAAGCCCUCCUGGAAAUACAGCCUUAAGCCGGGGCCAUAUUUAAGACAGUGAUUCCCAGUCUGCUCAUCUGAGGAAAAACGGUGCUUGACAAGAGUAUCAGACACACUCCAGGUCCAGGCUGUCUUGUUUCAGUAGAGAAGCAGGGUGAGAGCCACCUGUGUGCUACAAGCUAUGAUUUGGGAAACACUGUUCCACGGACUUAACACACUACAAAGAUGGACUACCAGAGACAUUUUGUGUGUGUGUGUUUGAAUUUAAUUAGCACAAUCACAUUGGAUAAGUUGAUUUAUAGACAUACAGGUAUUCUUAGGGAAAUCCAUUCUGUUUUAUAAUACACCAGCCCUGAAACUUACACAAACACGAUUAAAGUUUUGUUGUGACUCAUGUUGCAGAAACCAAAAUUAAAAUGUAGCAAGUGACAUUCGGCACUUUUGAAAAUAUAUUUUAACUUCAUUUGUUAAUAUGAGUUUCAAUUUCCCAUGUCACGGUGUUCGAUAACAAACUUAUGAAAAGUUUUUGAAGAACUUUCUUGUGUUUUCUCUUGGAGGACUGCUUGAAUGUAGAAGGGAAAAGUGCAGCAAACCAUUACUGUUCUGUUUCAUUAUAUUUCAAGUAUUUCAUCUCAGUUGCUCAGACAAACCCCACACGUUUUAAAUAAGAAUAUCAAGUAACUCAGUUGUUCUCAUCUCCCUGCGGUUUUUCCUACAGUGAUUUGACCAUGACGUGUAUAUGACUGUGUAUUUUCAAUAGAUAAGUCUAAAUCUCAAAUAUCAAUAUUUUGUAUUUUAUAUUUAUAUGUUCAUAUGUGUUUGUUCUGUUUAUGUUUUGUUGAUAUAUUUGUGUAUUAAUAUGCUCUUUAAGUUGAGGUAUGUGGAGUAUCAUAUUUUAUUUGACUCAGUAAUUAUCUCAGUCAAAAAGACUACUUCAGAAUACUUUUUUCCCCAGUGCAAACUGCAAAAUCAGGAAUUCAGGCUGUGUGUUGCCAUGUGCUAUGUUGGUUCAAUGGUAUGUUUACAGUCUGUGUCAUUGGAAAGAUGUUAGUGUGCUGUGGAUGUUGAACAAGAUAGAGAGAAAGUAAAUUGGGAAUAUUCACUUUAGUUUAAUUGGGAUUGGUGUGACUGCUACACAUCACUUUCACAUUAGUUUAGUUUAGGUCUAAAAACUAUGUAGUUAUCAGCAGUCAGAUUGCUCUUUCUAUUAUUGAUGUAUGCUGGAUCCUUUCUCCAUCUUUUCUAUUUGUUUUUCCAUAUGGAAUAAUUCUGUGUUUUACUUAAAUAGCUUGAACUUCAUACUGCAUACCACUGUUUCAUUUACAGGCUCUGCACUCUUAUCAGAGGCCUUUGUCCCACUUACCUCGCACAUUAAAGACACUCAUGUCUGCCCUCGUACACGCUGUCUCAACCUUUACAUGGAAGUUGCUCUUAUCUUUUCGUACUUUGCAGUCUCAGCAAAUAAAUCUGUACAAAUCUGUUAUGCUAUAUAUGCAGUAUUUGGUUUGGAGACAAAUGUGGGUAUUUGUGAAGCGUUUGGUGAUUCUCAUUGAAUGAAGAAAGAAAUCUUUUCAUGGCAUUUACAAUCCUCUCUGUGUUAGAGAUGAAUUGGAGGCAGAUAUAUAGCUGUAAAAAUGUUACUGCACCCUGACGAAAUUUCAUAAUUUGUUUAGAUUUAUUACAUCUUUGUACUCAAAUGUUUAUUUCUCGGUGCAAAUUGUUUUUAUAUACGUUGUAAACAAAAGCUGUACAUUGACAGACAAGAUACAAAUAAAAUUUAAACAGGGAAA